AUGAUGACUUGUGAGGACACUAGUAAGGAUGAACAUUGCUUAUUGCAAAAGGAUAGCUCUGUCAACAAUACCAGCGACGGUUUAAUCACACCAGGGGAAAUCCUCAACUAUCUGGGUCCGCGCAAUCCUUUUCUCGUCACUUGCGUACUUGUAACUGGACUAACUUGGGCUGUAGCUGCUAUGAACGGUAUGAGCACCGCCUUCAUAAUACAAAGUUGCGAGAACUGCUCAGAUAUGAUCUCCCUCGUUGACGAGUUCGACUUACGUCAUAAGAACUCUUGGUACGCAGAUGCAACGGUAAGCGCGUUCAUGAUUGGAAACGGAAUUGGUGGAACGUUAGUGUCAAAGGCAGCAGACAGAUAUGGCAGACGCCCAAUUCUGAUCCUUUGUUUUCUGACAAUGGCUGUCACCGGCAUACUAGCCGCCUUUUCACCAUCGGUAAUGGUAUUUGGAGUUAUUCGUCUCGUGCAAGGAGUUUUUUACACAGGAUCCGCAUUGGUGGGAUGGGUUCUGGGCUACGAAUGCACACCUGUAGAACUCCGGUUUUUUACUACAGUGUAUUUUGGAAUAUUAUGGGUUGUUGGAUAUUGCAUCGUCACACCAUUAGCCAUGUUCUCACCCAACUGGAGAUGGCUAAUCUUCUUCGUUUCUAUACCGCAACUCGUUACUGCUAUCUUGUGUUUUAUACUGGUACCUGAAAGUCUUCACUUUCUCGCUCUUGAGAAAAAAGAGCGAUCGAUAGGUGAUUGGCUUAAAAGAGCACGAGGAAGUAAGAAAACCCUCAUGCACAUCAAGGCUGGCACCGUUGUGAGCUCAUUGGAAGAAAAUCCAGAGGCUCAAAACUUGUUUGUGGAACUUUGGGCACACAAAGUCUUUUUAGUAUACACGAUGGUUCUCAUUUAUCUGUGGAAUUGCGACACAUUUAUUUACUUUGGCCUUUCACUUUACAGUACUCAUUUUGCUGGAAACAUCUACUUAAAUUAUUUCCUCAUCGGAUUGGUAGAAUUGCCAGCUUACAUUCUAUCUCCUAUUGCAAUGGACAGGUAUGGAAGAAGGAUUGUGAUUGCAUUAGCGCACAUAUCUGCUGCAAUGAUUUUUCUCAUACUUGUGUUUACUCCAGAAAUUGUAUGGGUUCGCACGACGUUAUGGGUCUUUGGAAAGUUUGCUAUCUCAUGUUCAUUUAUGAGUAUAUACGUUUACGCUAGCGAAAUAUUUCCUACCAACAUCAGAAACCUAUCAAUUGGAUUUUGCGAGAUGAUGUCGAGAGUUGGGGGCAUUCUUGCUCCAUACGUCAAGGCACUGGGUCAAAUAUCGCCAAUCCUGCCAAUGAUAGUGCUUUCGCUGAUCUCUCUGAUUGGAGGCCUGAUUACAUUCAUACUCCCUGAAACUCUCAAUCGUCAGCUUCCUUCAACGAUAAAAGAGUCAUCUCAGCGAACAAGGCAUUAGCGAUGUUGAUCACCUAUCUGUACAAAAAUAAAAUAUUGCUUAU
Molecule: messenger RNA, 1489 nt
Organism: Cylicocyclus nassatus
Lineage: Eukaryota; Metazoa; Nematoda; Chromadorea; Rhabditida; Strongylidae
Source: the annotation of a GenBank genome assembly